AUGUCUGAUACGCUGAGAUGCGAGUUUCUAUUUUGGCUGGCGAGUCGCAUUUCUCCUUGUUCCCUGUGUUCAAUAGGCCAUGUCGAUAAUAUCUGUACGGGCCCAAGCUUUGAGGACCGGGGACCGGGCCAGGUCCAGCCACGAGGAGGCGAGACCGCCGUCGCUGCCCUGCCCCCAUCACAAGUAGCGCACUCGGGGUCGGCUAUCCCCAUCUUCAUAGAGCAUACAGCGCACGCGGAACCCUGGCGUGGUAUGCCGUCGUCUGGCGCCAUCUGGGUGCACGCGCACCAUAUCCGAUCACAACUCAGGGUCUCGACCCAGGCUGGCGGGAAGAGUUGCCUGUCGGUUUUUGUUUUGUUUAGAUCAAGAUCGGGAGUGGCUGCGGCGCUAGGAGAAUCAAGCAAGCAUAGUCCGUCAAGAAACAACGUGGAAGGACGGUUGAGCCCGUCGCCCUCGCUUGCACUGCCACUCACGAUGUAUUAG
Messenger RNA from Pyricularia oryzae 70-15, 483 nucleotides. RefSeq lists its product as uncharacterized. Lineage: Eukaryota; Fungi; Ascomycota; Sordariomycetes; Magnaporthales; Pyriculariaceae. The transcript is spliced from 2 exons. The record is from RefSeq and is a predicted model, not a curated record. Bases 1 to 483 code for a protein of 160 amino acids.